GUUUUGGCCAGCUCCCCGGAUGCGGCUGUGAUUGACUGUACCAGGCAGAAGAGAACCCUAGCUAAGUGGCGGUGCUGCAGCCCCAGUGGUCGUUGGCAGGAUGCAGACCAUAAAAUGUGUGGUGGUUGGCGAUGGGGCAGUGGGGAAAACUUGCCUUCUUAUCUCAUACACCACUAAUGCCUUCCCUGAAGAAUACAUUCCAACGGUGUUUGACAAUUAUAGCGCCCAGAUGAGCGUGGACGGCCGCACAGUCAGCCUCAACUUGUGGGACACGGCCGGCCAGGAGGAGUACGACCGCCUGCGUACUCUUUCCUAUCCUCAGACCAACGUCUUCAUCAUCUGCUUCUCCAUUGGCAGCCCCUCCUCCCACGCCAACGUCAGGCACAAGUGGCACCCCGAGGUGUCUCACCACUGCCCCAAUGUGCCCAUCUUGCUGGUGGGCACCAAGAGGGACCUGAGGGGUGAUGCGGAAACAGUGAAGAAGCUGAAGGAGCAGGGUUUGGCUCCCACCACCCAUCAGCAGGGAAACGCCCUCGCCAAGCAAAUCGGGGCUGUCAAGUACAUGGAAUGUUCGGCGCUGCUGCAGGAAGGCGUCAGGGAGGUGUUUGCAGAGGCCGUCAGAGCAGUGUUGUAUCCCGUCACGAAAAAGAACGCCAAGAAAUGUGUGCUCUUGUAAAAACGCUUCCUGUAUUUGGAUUGUGGAGAUCCACAGAUGCGAACGAUGGCUGCUUCCAUGCCACCUCGAGCAGUUAGCUCACUUCUUUUCAGCUCCUUUUUCAUCUUCGGGAGGGCUUCAUCCUUACGACGCCAUCAUCACCAAAGUGACUUUGACGAAACGGGGGCAAAAAAGUGGAUCUUGUAUUUUUCUUGCAUUUAAAAUUUGGAUAUUUACCCGUUCUUCACGUUACAAUUGUUCUAGAUUUAUAGCGUCCCUGCUUUGCCUUUCUAAACAAAUGCUCAUCAUGUUUGUCACAAGCCAUCUAAACCAAACUGCCCUAUUUGACUGGAGAGAAGAGAUCUACUGUUGUUUAGGUGGAGAACUAGUGACUACCUCAUACUCUAAACUUAGGUUGCAUCUCAUGAGUCUCAAGAAACUGCAUUUUGACCCGGGUUAUUAAUUAGGCGACACGGCUGAGCAGCCUUUUUCUCCAAUUCAAACAACUUGAGUCCAGAAAAGGGCAGAAUGAAGUCUAGAUGAGAGCCAAUUCCCAGUAGGCGCAGAUGUGCUGAGUCUGGGGUGUUGGAAAGAAUUUCGGGUCGUAGCACAGCCCUCUUGGGUCUCUUCUCCUUCAGAAAUGUGCCUAAGAAUGACCCUUGACACUUGGAAUAAGAUGGGCCUUUGACCCCAUUUCCUUGAUCAGUUUUCUCAGAAUGUUCUGUACUCCUGUUUCUUUGGCAGCGCUGGGAGGUGGUGGCCAAGUGCAGAUGUAGCUAGCUAGCUUUACAUAGUCAACGGCAUUUCAGUCUUUUAGACAGCAACGGCGUCUCUGCUGGUUGCAGCCAAGUAAUGCACUCCAUAUUGCCUCUUUUGCUAGCCAAUGGAUUUUGUAUGCCCUUCUUGCUUCAUAUUUACAGAAACUCUAUUUUCUGAACAUGUUGAAGUUCCUCCUCAAAUGUUUUUAAGUGGCCAAAGUGGAAUAUAUAUUUUUGUAAUCACUUAUGUUUAUUGGAUCUUAAAGGUGGUAAAACCCACACUUGCAUCAUGACUGCCUCCAUGCAUGAAAUGCUAGCAGACGACUAUGAAUCACCCCGCAAACACCGAAAUACAAUGGAACCUGCAACGUUGAACAAUUUCUGUUAGUUUUUCCAAUUUAGAAAAUCAAAUCUCCCUGUGUAAGUUGAGUUAAUAUUUUCCACAGUCAAGCUGUCACUGCCAGUAAUUCUUUAUCUACUCUGGAGCAAUUGUUUCAAGUAACAUUUUAACAUUCCUACCGGUAUCGUGCUGCUACCAGCCCUAUUUUUUUGCUGCUGAUCUCAACCACCUAAGGCAAAGCAAAAUCAAACAUUAAGUCCUCUUCACCAGUAGUUGUUGCUAUACUGUGGCAAUUUAACACAUUGCAGGAUCAUCAUCUGGGUCAGGAAAUAAGGUCGCAAAUGAAAUUUCAUGAAUCCAAACUGCUAGAGAUAUUACUGUGAGUACUCAAGACUGAAUAUGCGCACCAGUAUUAGUCUGAAAAAGCGUGCUAUCAAACAUCCCUAGAUGCCAGCUAGAUCGGUAAUGGAGACGAAUUAUUGGUGAGCCUUUUAUCAUUUUCAUGGUGUCCUUAGCUGUCUUUUUUUUUUUUUUUCCGACACCCUCGUGUUAAUUUUGGGCUAUUUGACUUUACAGGUUCCAUUGUAUGUGAGCAGUAUUGCAAUAUAUAUUUCUUAUCUUAAAAUGAUGUCAUUACUGAAAAAAGGGCUAUUACUGCUGCGGUGUGCAUUUUUUGCAGCAUGUUGCAGCACCCAAACUGUCAUGAUUGAUGGUAGAAGUGUUGGUGCGGUCAGGAUGCCUUAUCCAAACCAAAAGCCACAGUGGGGCUCCUUUGACAAAGUUUGUCAUUUUAAUGCCACAAAGAGCUCCAAGCUGUCAUGCUAUGACUUUCAUAUUUGGUCAUUGAAGCCUUACUUUCUUCCUGCCAGUAAGCACACUGCAGCGGUCUAUAAAACAGCUGCAGAAGUGACAUCUCAGUGCGCCACAACCACACUUUUUUUUUUUUUUUUAAACUCACUGUGGUUUAUAUGCCUGCAUUGGUGGAUGUGGUGCAGCAAUAACUGCAUUGGUAGAAGGUGCCUCGUCAGUUUAAAGAUUUGUGUUUAUCAUUAGAAUAAGCGGUUGCUUUGUUUUAGCAUCAAUAACUGUUUCAACUGUGGAGUUAAUUGUAUUAAACCGGUUUGUUGUGCUCUGUAACAACCUAAGCGCAAUAACAGCAAAAGGGCUGAAAUUUAAAUAAAAACAUUGUGUUGAAUGUAAGUGCACAAUUAGAAUAACUGCGAUCAGCUUUUUUUUUUUUAAAUAUAUAUUUUGUAUUCCCCUUUAACCGGAUGUCCAGAUUUCAUUCAAAUAAUAUGAUGGAAGUGGAACAUGCACCUGUGGGCUCUCUGUUGUCUGCGUCCCAGAGCUGUUUGCUACGGCACGCGUGGUACUACGCUUUUACACUGGGAACUUGAUUUGUAGAGAUCUGUAAUUGUUUUAUAUAUAACAAAGCAUAUUUGUAUAAAUGAACUAACAGUGAGAUGAUUUUAAAUUAUGCUAAAUAAAAUGGUCGUUCAAACCA
Syngnathus typhle (broad-nosed pipefish) is the source of this 3257-nucleotide messenger RNA. RefSeq names its product ras homolog gene family, member Gd (gene rhogd). NCBI's taxonomy places the organism in Eukaryota, Metazoa, Chordata, Actinopteri, Syngnathiformes, Syngnathidae. Gene Ontology annotation, biological process: small GTPase-mediated signal transduction; regulation of actin cytoskeleton organization; actin filament organization. Gene Ontology annotation, molecular function: protein kinase binding; GTPase activity; GTP binding. Bases 101 to 676 code for a protein of 191 amino acids. Gene Ontology annotation, cellular component: cytoplasmic vesicle; cell projection; plasma membrane. The record is from RefSeq and is a predicted model, not a curated record. The transcript has 2 exons.